AUGACUGAACUUAGAAACCUUAAGAAUGUCACUCUUUUCAAUAACCGGUUUAGUGGUGUCAUACCUCAAGGGUUGGGGAUCAACAGUAGUUUAGUGCAAAUUGACUUCACUAAUAAUAAUUUUUGUUGGAGGCAUCCCACCAAAUAUCUGUCAUGGGGAAACAAUUGGAGGUUUUUGAACUUGGGUUAUAAUUUACUCGAAGGUAAUGUGCCUGCCGAUGUCGGGAACUGUUCAAGUCUGAGGAGGCUGAUUCUUAGGAAUAACAAGCUCAGUGGUUCUCUACCUGAUUUUGCUGAGGAUUCAAGCCUGUUGUACAUGGAUUUGAGGGAGAAUAAUUUGAAUGGGCCAUUACCUCCAAGUGUGGGUAAUUGUGUUAAUGUCACUAUGAUAAACUUAUCAAGCAACAAGAUCAAAGGCUCGGUUCCUCAAGAAAUUGGAAAGCUAGUUAAUUUGCAUGUUUUAGAUUUAUCGAGUAACAGAUUAUAUGGUCAGUUGCCUUCACAAAUUUCUCAAUGCAGUAAGUUAGAUAUACUGAAUUUGAGCUUUAAUUCUUUCAAUGGAACAGUUCCAUUGAGCCUGAAAAACUUGUUGCUUCUGUCUCAACUGAUGCUACAAGGCAAUCAAUUCAGUGGCGGGAUCCCAGAUUUCUUGUCAGGAUUUGAGAUGUUGCUCGAAUUGCAGCUUGGUGCUAAUAACUUCGGCGGCAUGAUUCCUUCAUCAUUGGGCAGAGUAAGCAGUCUUCAAAUAGCUUUAAACCUUAGCAGUAACGGACUAACUGGCCAGAUUCCUUCAGAGUUUGCAAAUCUGAAUAGACUACAGAGUCUUGAUGUCUCUAACAAUAAUCUGACCGGAGAACUAACUUCAUUGCGUGAUCUUAGUUCAUUGCUCCAGGUGAAUGUUUCAUAUAAUCAGUUCACUGGUUCUUUGCCGAAAAAUUUGUUAAACUUGUUGGUUUCCUUUCCAAGCUCAUUUACGGGCAAUGCAGGCCUUUGUUGUCCGGAAGGUGAAUUUUCUUGCUUGAAGAAUAGCAGUCUUACAUUAUGUGGUGGAAGCAGGAUAAGAAAAGAUCUCAGUACGAUUGCCAUUGUGCUGAUUAGUCUUGGUUCGUUCUUUUUCUGCAUGUUACUGUUCCUUGGAUGUGGUUGUAUUCUCCUUGGACGUAGGAGAGUUACUGAGGGAAGGCCAUCGUUACAUGAAGGAUCAUCUUUCCUCCUGAACAAAGUAAUUGAAGCCACUGAAAAUUUGAAUGAGAAGUACAUUUUGGGAAAUGGAGCUCAUGGAACUGUUUACAAAGCUUUGCUGAGUCCGAAUGAAGUCUAUGCUGUGAAGAAACUUGUUUUCUCUACUCAGAAAGGAUCCAAUGUGAGCAUGGUCAGAGAAAUCCAAACAGUUGGUAAGAUCAGGCAUAGAAAUCUUGUGAGAUUGGUGGACUUUUGGCUGAAAAAUGACUAUGGAUUGAUUCUCUACGAAUAUAUGGAAAAUGGAAGUCUUCAUGAUGUUUUACAUGAGAUAAAGCCUCCGCCAGUUUUGGAAUGGAAUGCGCGCUACAAGAUAGCUCUUGGAAUUGCUCAAGGCCUUGCCUAUCUCCACGAUGACUGCAACCCGGCUAUUAUUCACCGUGACAUCAAACCAAGAACAUUCUUUUUAGACUCUAACAUGGAACCUCAUAUCUCUGAUUUCGGAAUUGCCAAGCUCAUGGAUCAAAUUUCAGCAUCUCCUCAGUCCUCGGCAAUCAUGGGCACCAUUGGCUAUAUGUCACCUGAAACUGCAUUUACAACUAGAAGAAACAAGGAGUCCGACAUGUAUAGCUAUGGGGUGGUUCUACUUGAAUUGAUAACAAGGAAGAUGGCUUUUGGAUCCAUCUUUUUCCGGAUAACAUGA
Dioscorea cayenensis subsp. rotundata (Guinea yam) is the source of this 1881-nucleotide messenger RNA. Its product is annotated as receptor-like protein kinase. Gene Ontology annotation, molecular function: ATP binding; receptor serine/threonine kinase binding; protein kinase activity. The transcript is spliced from 2 exons. The record is from RefSeq and is a predicted model, not a curated record. Gene Ontology annotation, biological process: protein phosphorylation. Bases 1 to 1881 code for a protein of 626 amino acids. Lineage: Eukaryota; Viridiplantae; Streptophyta; Magnoliopsida; Dioscoreales; Dioscoreaceae.